AUGUCGUCGCUCUACAAGCUCUCGAUCUGCGGCGUCCGGUCGUUUUCGCCGCGCGACCACGAAACCAUCCAGUUCGGCAGCCCCUUGACGCUCAUCUGCGGGCAGAACGGGUGCGGCAAGACCACCAUCAUCGAGUGCCUCAAGUACGCCACCACCGGCGACCUCCCGCCCAACUCCAAGGGCGGCGCGUUCGUCAACGACCCCGCCGUGGCCGACCGGCUGGCGGUCAACGCGGAAAUCAAGCUCGGCUUCACGUCCGUCGACGGCAAGCUGAUGACCGUCACGCGCAACAUGCAGUUGACACGGAAACGCGGCGGCACGCGCGCCAACGCGGCCAACGCGGCCAACACGGCCAACACGUUCAAGUCCUUGGAGGGCCAGUUGGCCGUGCUCCUGCGCGGCGCCAAGACGGCCGUCAGCUCCAAGAACGCGGAGUUGGACGCGCGCGUGCCGCGCUACCUCGGCGCGUCCCGCGCCGUGUUGGAGUCCGUGAUCUUCUGCCACCAGGACGACAGCUUGUGGCCGCUCAGCGAGGCCGGCGUGUUGAAGAAGCGCUUCGACGAGAUCUUCGAGGCGCUGCGCUUCACGCGCGUGCUCGACGCCUUGAAGACCGUGCGCAAGGACAUGGCCACGGACGUGCGCGUGCUCGAGCAGGCCGUGGCGCACGCGCACUCGGACCAGGCCCGCGCCCACAAGCUCCGUGCCAAGGCCGCGGCGCUCGGCGCGCAGGCGGACGCCUACCUGCUGCAGAUCGCGGCCGUGGCCGGGCGCAUCGAGCGGCUCGAGCGCCAGGCAGACGAUCUCUUCCGCUCCCACCAGGCGUUCCACCUGAUCGUGAGCGAGCACCAGCGGCUCCGGCUCUUGGUGGACCUGACGCAGGCCGCCGUGCGCCGCCUAGAGGCGUCCGUGGCGCUCCUCCGCGACCCGGACGCCGCCUUGCACGCCAUGGCCGCGGACUUUGCCGCCACCACGGCCGCCCAGACGCGCCUGUUGGCGGCCGCCCGCGCCGCCGUGGCCGCCGCGGAUGCCCGUCUCGCGGACUUGCAAGCCCGGCUCCAUGCGCUCGUGCGCGACGAGGGCUCGCUCGCGGCCAAGACCGCGCAGCACGCGGCCGACGGCGCCCGCCUCGAGCAGCUCAAGGACCAGGCCGGGGCGCGCGGGCUCGCCCACGCCGACGCCCAGCGGCGCCUUGAAGAGACCCGCGCCCGUGCGGCCACGUCGCUCCAGCACGUGCUGCAGGCGGCCGGCGAGCGGCGGGCCGCGGCCAACAACGCGCUCCAGGCGGCCGCCGACGGCGUGCGCACGGAGCAUGAGCGGCUCGCGCACUGCCGCGAGGAGACCGCGGCCACCGCGGCCAAGAUGCGCGCGGCGCGCUCGCGGCUAGCGGCCGUGGCGGGCCACGAGGAGCAACUCGAGGCGGAGCGGGCGCGGCUCGACGGCUUGCGGCAGAAGAUGGCGCAGCGCCGGGCCGCGGCAGACACGCAGGCCGCGGACUCGCUGGCCGCGGAGGACGCGCAGGCCGUGCGCCGCUUGGAGCUGCGCUUGGACGAGCUCAUGCGCCAGACGCAGGCCGCGGGACGGCUGGCGGACGUGCUCGGCAAGAAGGACUUGGUGCGCGAGGCGCGCGACGCCAAGCGCGCCGUGCUCGGCCUGUUCGUGGCGGCGCACACCGCGGGCUUUGCGCGGCUCUUUGGCGCGGCCAUCGACCCGGCCUCGGCCGCCGGGCUCGUGGACGCCGAGCGGCGGGCGCGGGCCGAGGCGCACGAGACGCGCCAGGCCGAGGCCCGGGCGCAGCACGCGGUGGUGGCCGCGGCCACGGCUGAGGCGCACGCGGGCGAGACGCGGCUUGCGGGCUUGCGGGCGGCGUUGGCGGAUCACGCUGCCCGCGUGCUGGCGGUGCUUGCGGCCGGCGAGGAGCCGCAGUACGAGGCGCUCGUGCGCGAGCUGGAGGCCGACCACGCCACGGCCGUGCACAACUUGAACACGUACGAGGUCACGCGCAGCUACAAGCUCAAGGCCGUGGAGAUGGCGCGGGCCAGCCGGAGCUGUGCGUUGUGCCACCGCGGCAUGGACGCGGCGGAGCUCGCGGCGUUCGUGGCGGACGUGGAGGCCAGCGUGCGCACGUUCACGCCCGACAAGUUGGCGGCGGACGUGGCCGCCACGCGCAAGGACCUCGAGGAGCUCCGCGCCAUCAACGCCGACGUCUUGGAGCUGCGCCGCGUGCGCGCGGAGCUUUCCGGCCUCGAGACCCAGCAGACGGCCGCGGCCGGGCGCUUGCGGGAGGCCAGCGACGCGCUCAGCGCCGCGGCGCGCCUGGCAGACGACAGCCUGGCGGCUUUGGCCGAGCUUGACGCGCUCAGCAGGCCGGCCGCGGACAUUGCGCGGCUCGCGGACGAGCUCCGCGGCCUCGACAACCAGCUAGCCGAGCUCGACCGCGAGAUCGCGGAGCUUGGCGUGCCGCCGGUACCCAUGGCCGAGCUCCAGACGCAGCAGCAGCAAGCGGCCGCCGAGCUCAAGGGCUUGCGCCAGCGCGUGGCGGACGCUGAGGCAGAGGGCAACGCGCGCCUGAAGGAGCUUGCCCGGCUCGAGUACCAGCUCAAGGACAAGGAGCUUGUCAUCAGCCAGUUGCAGCUCGGCUUGAGCGAGGCGACCGGCCUCAAGCACCAGAUCGCGGAGAUGGAGGCGCACGACGCGGCGUUGCGGGACAAGGGCGCCGCGUUGCAGACGCGGCUCGCCGAGUUGCUGGCCCGGCGGGACGCUGCGCAGGCCGCGCUCGAGCAGGCCGACAGCGAAGCCGCCGACGCCGAGGCCGAGCACCGGACGCGGCUCGACGCCGCGGCCCGCGCGCUCGAGCUGUUCACGCGCCUCCACGACCUGGUCUUGCACUACGAGCAGGUCGACGCGCCGCUCGUGGCGCAGAACGAGAGGGACAUGGCGGACGCCAGGCUGCAAAUGGACGCCGCGGGGGCCUUGAAGAGCGAGAAGCAGAGCGAGGCCGCGCAGCUCCAGGGCUUUAUCGCCGACGCCGCCGGCACCGAGAGAAACAUCCGCGACAACUUGGAGCUCCGCGACUUGACCCGGCAGUUGGAGGAGCAGCAGGCCGCGUUGGCCGCCGUGGACAUCGAGGCUGCCGAGCGCGAGAAGGAGCAGUACCUGGCCAAGGCAAAGCAGCUCCGCGACGAGAUCGCGGGCUUGAACGAGCAGCACUAUAGCAAGGUGGGCGAGGUGAAGCAGAUCCGAGACCAGAUCCUGGCCCUCCACAACGAGCUCCGCGCCGACUACCUGGACGCGGACAAGGUCUACCACGACGAGUGGAUCAAGUUGCAGACCAACCUUUUGGUCUCCACGGACCUCCAGACGUACUUGCAAGCGUUGGACAACGCGAUCAUGAAGUACCACAGCAUGAAGAUGGACGAGAUCAACCGCAUCUUGCGCGAACUCUGGACGCAGACCUACCGCGGCACCGACAUCGACAGCAUCGAGAUCAAGUGUGACGUGACGAACCAGACAAGAGGCAGGUCGUACAACUACCGCGUGGUCAUGUAUAAGCGGAGCUCGGAGCUCGACAUGCGCGGCAGGUGCUCGGCGGGGCAGAAGGUGCUCACGAGCAUCUUGAUCCGCUUGGCCCUUGCCGAGUGCUUCGGCUCCAACUGCGGAAUGAUCGCGCUCGACGAGCCGACGACGAACUUGGACGAGGAGAACGCCGAGUCGCUCGCGAACGCGCUCAGCAACAUCAUCGAGUUCCGCAAGAGCCAGAAGAACUUCCAGCUCAUUGUCAUCACACACGACGAGAAGUUCUUGAACCACAUCAACCGAGGCCGGUUCGUCGACAACUUCUAUCGCAUCGAGCGAGACGAGAAGCAGCACUCCAUCAUCAGGAGCUUGCCUAUUCACGUGAUGCAAGGCGAGUGA
Messenger RNA from Metschnikowia bicuspidata var. bicuspidata NRRL YB-4993, 3912 nucleotides. RefSeq names its product MRX complex DNA-binding subunit (gene RAD50). The coding region runs from base 1 to 3912 and encodes 1303 amino acids. Lineage: Eukaryota; Fungi; Ascomycota; Pichiomycetes; Serinales; Metschnikowiaceae. The record is from RefSeq and is a predicted model, not a curated record. The transcript has a single exon. Gene Ontology annotation, molecular function: single-stranded telomeric DNA binding; ATP hydrolysis activity; double-stranded telomeric DNA binding. Gene Ontology annotation, cellular component: Mre11 complex; condensed nuclear chromosome. Gene Ontology annotation, biological process: double-strand break repair; telomere maintenance via telomerase; telomere maintenance via recombination.